Messenger RNA from Triticum turgidum subsp. durum (durum wheat), 837 nucleotides. Lineage: Eukaryota; Viridiplantae; Streptophyta; Magnoliopsida; Poales; Poaceae. The record is from the annotation of a GenBank genome assembly.
AUGGCGGCCACCCUCUUCUCCACCGCGCUCUCGCACCACUUCAUCCCGCUCCCCUCCGCCGCCAGGCCCGCCGCCGCCUCGGCCGCCUCCUUCGCCUGCGGCCCGCUGCGCGCCGUGUCGGCGCUGCUGGCGCCGCGGAGGCGGCUCCUGCUGCCCGUGGCCGUGGCCGUGUCGUCCGAGUUCGGGACGGAGGACGCCGAGGAGGAGCAGAGCGAGGGCGAGGGCGGUGGCGACUCCGAGGCCGAGUACUCCGAGGACCUCAAGGUCUUCGUCGGCAACCUCCCCUUCACCGUCGACAGCGCGCAGCUCGCCGGGCUCUUCGAGCAGGCUGGCUCCGUCGAGAUGGUCGAGGUUGUAUACGAUAGAAUGACCGGACGGAGCCGUGGAUUUGGAUUCGUCACAAUGGGUUCAGCUGAGGAAGUUGCUGCCGCCGUCGAGCAAUUCAAUGGCUAUACGUUCCAAGGAAGACCUCUCAGGGUUAACUCUGGACCACCACCACCCAGAGAUGAAUUCGCACCCAGAACACCGAGGACCAUGGGUGGUGGUGGCGGCGGCGGCAGCUUUGAUUCAGCCAACAAGCUCUACGUCGGAAACCUAUCCUGGGGCGUCGACAACUCAACGCUCGAGAACCUGUUCAGCGAACAAGGAAAGGUGCUUGAUGCCAAGGUCAUCUAUGACCGUGACAGCGGCAGGUCGAGGGGUUUCGGUUUCGUCACCUAUGGCUCUGCUGACGAGGUCAACAAUGCGAUCUCAAACCUCGACGGCGUGGACCUCGAUGGCAGGCAGAUCCGGGUUACCGUCGCAGAGUCGAAGCCGAGGGAGCAAAGGCGGUUUUAA